CGUGCGCGCGCCCGGCCGGCCGUCGCCGCGGUGACUGUCCUCGUGGUUCGUCGGCUUGCGCCCCGCCCCCGUUCUCACCGACCCCUCCCCUGUGCGGGCGGGGGUGUUUCUCGCUCCUCCCGAGUUACCACCGCUGCUGCUGCCCCUCCUCUCCCAGUCUUGGGUUUCCCUGGCGCUGCUGUUGCUGCUACCUUUGCGGUCUGUAUGAGGAGGAGGAGGAUGUGAAGAUGGCGGAGCUGCAGAUGCUGCUGGAGGAGGAAAUCCCGGGGGGCCGCCGGGCCCUUUUCGACAGUUACACGAAUCUGGAGCGGGUGGCCGAUUACUGCGAGAACAACUACAUCCAGUCAGCAGAUAAGCAGCGAGCCCUAGAAGAAACCAAAGCCUACACCACCCAGUCCUUAGCAAGUGUUGCCUAUCUGAUAAACACCUUGGCCAACAAUGUCCUCCAGAUGUUGGAUAUCCAGGCAUCCCAGCUACGAAGAAUGGAGUCUUCAAUCAAUCAUAUUUCACAAACAGUUGAUAUUCAUAAAGAGAAAGUUGCAAGAAGAGAAAUUGGUAUUUUGACUACUAAUAAAAACACGUCAAGGACACAUAAGAUUAUUGCUCCAGCCAAUCUUGAACGACCAGUUCGUUAUAUUAGGAAGCCAAUUGAUUAUACAAUUCUAGAUGAUAUUGGACAUGGAGUAAAGUGGUUGCUUAGAUUUAAGGUGAGUACCCAGAAUAUGAAGAUGGGUGGGCUGCCGCGUACAACACCUCCAACACAGAAACCCCCCAGUCCCCCGAUGUCAGGGAAAGGAACACUUGGGCGGCACUCCCCCUAUCGCACACUGGAGCCAGUGCGUCCUCCAGUGGUACCAAAUGAUUAUGUACCUAGCCCAACCCGUAAUAUGGCUCCCUCGCAGCAGAGCCCUGUGAGGACAGCUUCUGUGAAUCAAAGAAAUCGAACUUACAGCAGCAGUGGGAGUAGUGGAGGAAGCCACCCAAGUAGUCGGAGCAGCAGUCGGGAGAACAGUGGAAGUGGGAGUGUGGGGGUUCCUAUUGCAGUACCUACUCCAUCUCCUCCUAGUGUCUUUCCAGCCCCUGCUGGUUCUGCUGGCACUCCUCCCCUUCCUGCUACUUCUGCAUCUGCCCCUGUCCCUCUUGUUCCUGCUACUGUCCCUUCCUCCACUGCCCCAGACGCUGCUGCUGGGGGUACCCAGACCCUUGCUGAUGGCUUCACUUCUCCAACUCCCCCCGUUGUUUCUUCCACUCCCCCUACAGGUCAUCCUGUUCAGUUCUACAGUAUGAAUAGACCUGCCUCUCGCCAUACUCCCCCAACAAUAGGAGGCUCGUUGCCCUAUAGACGUCCUCCUUCCAUAACUUCACAAACAAGCCUUCAGAAUCAGAUGAAUGGAGGACCUUUUUAUAGCCAGAAUCCAGUAUCUCUUGCUCCUCCUCCUCCCUCCAUCCUACAGGUAACUCCUCAGUUACCUUUAAUGGGAUUUGUGGCCAGAGUCCAAGAAAAUAUUUCAGAUACACCACCUCCACCACCACCUGUGGAAGAAACAGUCUUUGAUGAAUCCCCCCCUCCACCUCCUCCUCCAGAAGAUUAUGAAGAUGAGGAAGCAGCUGUAGUUGAGUAUAGUGAUCCUUAUGCUGAAGAGGACCCUCCAUGGGCUCCAAGGUCUUACUUGGAAAAGGUUGUGGCAAUUUAUGAUUAUACAAAAGACAAAGAAGAUGAGCUAUCCUUUCAGGAAGGAGCCAUUAUUUAUGUCAUCAAGAAGAACGACGAUGGUUGGUAUGAGGGAGUGAUGAAUGGAGUGACUGGGCUCUUUCCUGGGAAUUAUGUUGAGUCUAUCAUGCAUUAUUCUGAGUAAAGCUCAGUAGGGCUGUGCUUCCCUCACAGGAAUAGUCAGGUCUUCCCAGAUUGUCAGAAGGCCCUGGGGAUUACCCUCCAGUGAAAUGAAUGAAGGAUAUAAAUGAAUAAAAACUACUUAUGUAUUUUUGGUUUAUCUCCUAGUAUUAAAACAAAAACAAACCCCAAAAAAGCAAACCAAGUAUGAACAAAUGGAUCUUUCUGCCAUAAUUUGUACUCUGCUGAGCUGUCUGGAUUAAAAUGAAGUGACCGUUUCUGAGUAUGUCAAAGAAAUAACUUAACUAUGAAGUUAAAAUAAAUCAGAUUGAUUCAGAGAAAAAAAUCUGGGAUUUUUCUCAGGAAUUCUGUACACCCUUGGGAUUUCCCCUCCUGCAGAAUCUAUGGCAUUAAAUGUUCUUCAAUACCUGUGCCAAGGGAUUAACCUCAAGGCCCAGUGGGUACUUAAGGCCCAUACUUUUUCCACUUGUAUGAAGAAGAAGGAAUCAAUAUUUAAAUACCAUAUUUAACCAUUUUUAUAAUUAUUUCAGGUGGCUUAUUUCCUUUUUAACACUGUAAAUUCUACAUUCUCUCAGCACUGGAGUGUACCAAAUGAGUUAAUGCUAAACUGACUUGCAUUCCUUCAUGCUUCUCAAUUUUCAGAAUAUGAGGAUGAUGAAAUAUGAUUCUCCAAACAUUCCAAGGGUAGUUAACAAGUGCCCAGGUUUGAUUUUAAUGUGCUGUUGCAUGAGACUGCAUUGCUGCUAAUGGCCAGUGUACUCAUGUGUGUGAAAUUUGAUAGGCUGGUUCAUAUGCUGAGGUGAGGGUGCAAAGCUAGACACGAAGGCUUCUAAGGGUCUGAAGAGAUUGAAUCAUAGAAACGUUCCACUCAGAGGCAUCCUAAGUCCUUGCCUUAGGUUCUGUUUUGAUGGAUAGGAUCUUGGAAGUCAGAACAACUAUUUCUUUACUUCUUUCACUGGAAAAACUUUGUUCUUUUUUGGGAAAGAAUAGCAGUUAUUUUCAGGUUUCUUGACAGUCACCAGGAAUAAAAGAUUUGCUAUUUUGCUCUCUAAACAUCACUAAUGACCAUUGUUACCUGCUGCUAUCUGAAUCUUUCAUUCCCGUAGCUCUAGAAAAGGUAAAUACUGUCCUGAUUUUUGUGUGACUCGACUCUGAAGUGGCUGCUCUUGGUAGGAGUUUGAAUUUUAUGUCUCAGACUAAGAAUAUAAUAGUAGGAUAAGAUUGAUUGGCCCAGACUUACCUGAUCACAAAUUAAAAUUAAUAUAAUUUUGAAAUCAACAGUAACAAAGUUUGUUUUUUUUCAUCUGCCCAACAAUUAUAAAUUCAAACUUCGUGGAGUUUAUAGGACAUAGGACUUUAAUCAUCACUUUUGUUAUCAAUAUAUGAGAAAUACUGAAAAAAUCCAGGAGGACUUGGUGCACUCAGUAGGUGAACACUGUGAUGAUGGACCAGCUCAUGGCCAGGUAUCAAUGUGGGUUCUUCCCAGUCUGUGACUUGGCCAGAAUAGAGCAUUGCUGGGGAACCUCCCUGUGCUGGGUGAAACGACAAAGGCAGUAGCUCCUAAUACUUCAAAUGUAGGCCCUGAACAUGAUAUAGUGCGAAUGAUAGAAUUCGACUGAAAGAUGGACAAGUGUAGUAGUGUAUGAGAUCCAGAUCCUGCAGUAAGAAGUUUAUAUUCCACUUGUUCAUCUGUUGUGAGCACAAAACUGCAUUUCACAUUUAAAUGCGACCCAGCUAUAUAUGUUCCCUUAUUUUUUUUUGUUGCGGUUUUUUUUUCCUACACGUUGCAACUUAGCUACUUUGCUUUUAAAAUUUUUGAAGACUUUGAAUUUAGGUUUCAUUAACUUCCCUCUAAUACAUAUGCCACUUCACACUUUUGUUAGGUCAUCUCCAUAUCCCUUAUUCUGUUUCUCUUAAAAGCAGUGGCCCUCAGUAUCCUGUGAAUCUUUAGCUCCUUUAUGGACCCAACCUAGAUUAUACAUAGGUAGUUUAACCUCUUCUUAGUACUGGGUGUAUAACUAGGAAAACAUUUUUGAAAUUAGAUGUUCCCAUUAUUAAUUUUUUGCUGAGAAAGCUUAGUGGAUUAAUAGUGCAAAGGGUGUUUUGAAAUCCAACAAAUAGUCCUCACAGCUCACAGCUAUAGCUGACACCUACACAAGAAGCAGACCUGUGGCAGGCAGACGUGGCAGGGUCAGCAAGAAGGGAGCUUGCCUGUUGAAACCCUUGAGCAUUGGGGAGUGCAGAAGACAUGGUGAAGUCCUUCAUUUUACAGGUCUGCAGCAGGGGCAAUCUGUGGGUCAACUGAUGUUUGUCUGUAUUAUUUAGUACUAACGUGUGUGAUUUUUGUUUUAAAAAACAAUCCCUGUUGGAUUUUCUGUAUCUUCAUUUGUAGUUUUGAAUUCUGUAGAGUGUCUUGGAAGGAUAUUAUGUAAUGAUGAUGGACCAGGCCUACAGUUAUUGGAGACUUUUAAUGUAUGUAACAUUUCAUAGAUUGCAUGCUAUUAAUGGGCUGUGAGGGCUGUAUUUCCUGUUUUAUCAUAAGUUUCCUCCUAUUUAUCUUUCUGUGAACUAUAAAAGGUCAGUAUUAGGAAUUCCAAAUGAAUGCAGAAAUCUUGCUACAUAUUAUUAAUAUUGUAGCAAAGAUAAUCGAAGUCUAUAAUCUGUUGACCAGUAAGCAACCAUUUUAUAAGGAAAGAGGGAAUUCAAUGGGGGAGGUUUCCCUCCUGAAGUGUUACUUUUUAACUUGUAUGCCCACUCCUUUUUUUGCCUUUAAAAAAGAAAGAAAAAAAAAGUCUAUUUUCUUGGGUUGUUUUGUUUUUCUCUAUUAAUAUAUGAAACUUCAUGGGGAUAUGAAUGAAAAUCUUGCUUGUUGUUUUUUUACCUUAUGGCCAAGGCAAUAACCAAGAAACACAAAUAGUGCCAAUGUGUCAAUAUCUAGACCUGAGAGAUUCAGCCUGCUGUGUUUGGAUUAAAUUUAUCUUUUAAGUUGUUGUGUUCAGUAUUUUCCUUUUGGAAAGGAUUUUCUAUCUCACUCAGAAGCAACUCCUGUUCCCAGCAUCUUAGAGUCAGUAUUGGCAAGGACUUGGUACUUUUUGCUAUACUCCUAAGAAGUCACUGGGUGAGACAUUUUCACCACCCCCCUUUCCUUCCUUCUCCUGCUGUUUAUUGGCCAGCUAUCAAGAAUGUUUUAUGCAUCCUUACAUUCAUGUCUGUAAUGUAGCUGUACUUUUUAGCAGUCUUAUGUUGAUUAAGAUAAGAUUUUUCUUUUUGGGUGGCAUCAGAAUGAUGGUAGACACUUUACUUUUUUAUCUUUUUGUUUUCAUUUUCUUUUAGCAGGCCCUCUUUCCCUUUCGGCAUUAAGGACUGUUCUCCUUUAUUUUUUAUCACCUUCUCUUGUGGAGAGGGCAUGGCAUGUCCUGAAGACCACAUCUUUACCUUUGAAAAAGGUUUGAUGGUGGAUUUGGCAGGUGACUGUUGAUUUGAAUGCACUACCCCUCUUUUCACUUCCCACUUCUAUGGCCAGGAACUCCUGAUUGGUGGUAAGGUGAAAUCAUCCCUCCCCCGCUACCAUCAUUUACUUAGGUUCAAAGAAGUUUAGAGUUAGAUGCGAUUCGAUGUUUUAGAUGUAUUAACUAGUUAACAGUGGUCAGAUAUCCAGUAGUCUUUCCACUGCUCCACAACUAUCUUAAUUGAAAGUGCUGUAUUUUUCUUUAAAAAUCAGAGUUCUACUUGAUGCCUUCAGGAAGAUACUUGAAAAGAUAUGCCAUGUUUUGAUAGAUACCGUCAGAUUAUUCAGACUAUGUUGGUUGUUUAAAGGAGUGUACAAUUAAAUGCAUCCUUGUUAGUAAAUAAUUUUCAUUUUAACCUUUCUGAAACAGCACUCAGUACAAAUGGUCUUCUCCAUAAGGUGUAUCUAACAAAAAUUUUAUAUCAUUUCAACAUAGGCAGGAGCACAGCACAAAUAGCCUUAUUUGAGAAAGCCUUAUAAAACAAUGUAGGCAUUGUGCUCAUUAACUUAUUUACUUUAUGUUGAUAUUUCUUCCUAUUUCUUAUUGAGAAUCUCAUAAUUCUUUAAGAAAAAACUGACAAAUGAAACGACAGGGUCUAGUUGUGUAUAAAAUGAUCCUUGCUAAGUAUCUUGAGGGUUUUUUUGUAAAACAAAACGAAAGCUUAUUUUCACAUUAAAAUGGAAAUGUCUUUUGCAACUUCAGAAUUCUAUGGAAAAGCAGUUUUUAACCAUACUUUUAUCCAUGCACCUUUUUCUUAGCAAUGAAAUAGUUUACAAAAAAGAAUGUAAACAAUUUGUGAUCUGGCCAGUUGUACUUUUUAGCUCCCAGAGGAGGGAUCGUGUUGUGAUUAGCUGAGUGAAAACCAUGCAGGAAAACUUGAGGGAGCAGUCUGUUGCCAGUAAUGUUUCUUGUGUGUGCCAUUAAGCCACCUCCAGAUGAGUGGGGGAAACAUUCACUUUUUAAUUUUUUUAAUUGUAUUCGGAAUUGUUGCUGUGUACUAAGAAUUUGACCCAAAUAAAAUCCCACAAUGUGUAA
Messenger RNA from Choloepus didactylus (southern two-toed sloth), 6396 nucleotides. It is a transcript of the gene ABI2, whose product is annotated as abl interactor 2. The record is from RefSeq and is a predicted model, not a curated record. NCBI's taxonomy places the organism in Eukaryota, Metazoa, Chordata, Mammalia, Pilosa, Megalonychidae. The transcript has 12 exons. Gene Ontology annotation, molecular function: SH3 domain binding. Bases 228 to 1856 code for a protein of 542 amino acids. Gene Ontology annotation, cellular component: lamellipodium.